Phialemonium atrogriseum is the source of this 1926-nucleotide messenger RNA. Its product is annotated as heterokaryon incompatibility protein-domain-containing protein. The record is from RefSeq and is a predicted model, not a curated record. The annotation marks the transcript as partial. Lineage: Eukaryota; Fungi; Ascomycota; Sordariomycetes; Cephalothecales; Cephalothecaceae. The transcript has 3 exons.
AUGUUUAUCGGCCCAAAGAGCCUCGCGCCAUAUGCAGGUGCUACUCUAGCGAUUCAUCUACUGUACGCGGUGUCCAGGAGGCAGUUGCCACACGUGCCUCUUCUCGUCCUCACGGCUCUAGCUAUGAUGCCUCCAGCCAUAUCUGGCAGUUUCACGAGGCUGUUCAGUUGCUGGCUUUGGGUACAGAGUUUAUAUAUCCCGUUUGUCGACCAUCUCCAGGACGACAUCUCGGACCGAGACCAAGUCAGGCUGCUUCUGGUAGGAGCUCUCCUCAGCGGCUUCUUCUCUAUCGUGGCCGAAGCCAUGGCACACUACAAGACCUUUCGCGGAAUACUUGCCAUUAAUAUCGGGGCCGCCAUUGCCGUUCUGCUUAGGGCGCUUCCGGGAAAAGUCGUCAGACACCGCGUCGUCUGGGCCGCGGAGCAAAUCGUUCUCUACGCCACCCGGAUGCUCCUGAUUUUGGCAAAUCGUGCGGCCAAAUCCCUCAUGAGGGUUUUGGGACAGCCAUCAGGUGGAAUUCACGGCUCCUCGCGAAAUCAACCCGAAGAGAAGUACCAGUACCGUCAUCUCAUAGGAACGCAAAUCCGGCUUCUCAGAGUGUUCCCCGGACUUCCCUCGGAGCCCAUCCGAUGCCGGCUGGAGACCGUUGCUCUCGGAACCGCCCCUCCCUUCGAGGCCGUAUCGUACGUGUGGGGAAGUGCGGACCUAGUCCGGUUCGUUGUUAUCGAUAAUGAUGGCGAAGGUGACGACGAGUCGACGCGUCUGGACGUGACCGACAGUGCGUAUUCCAUUAUUGCAAGACGACGGUCGCGAUGGCACGAGCGGCUACUGUGGAUCGACGGGCUGUGCAUAGACCAGGAGAACCUCGACGAGAGAGCCUCGCAGGUCCAGAUGAUGGGUGCGCUGUAUGCGAAUGCGCGACGCGUGGUGGCGUGGCUUGGGCCCUGCAGCACGGCCCACGUUGUGCAGUCGUUCCUCGCACAACUCCGCUACAAGAAAGAGGGACUGGGGUAUUCGGUCGAGCAGCUGAAGGAUGCUACCGCCGACCCAAUGGGACCGCAGUGGCUCGCCCUGUCCGAUUUCUUUCUCAACCCUUGGUUCACGCGGAUGUGGAUAGUUCAGGAAGUGGCCCUGUCCAAAGAGUUGCAUUUACUUUACGGCGACGUAUGCAUGGAUUGGGACGUUGUUCGCCAAUCUCUCUCGAUCCUCAUGGGGAAACACAUGAUGGGUAACUUUCCCCAGAUGGACGGUUCGUUCUUCAGCAAGGAGAGGCAGCGGAUCUUCAGGGGCCUAUGCAACGUAGAUGUGAUGCUGGAGCUCCGCGGCGACGUUGACUGUUCGAGAGACCUGACCCUGGCGACCGCCUUGGAAUGCGCGCUCGAGUUUGAAUGCAAGGACGAGAGGGACAAGAUCUACGCUCUCCUGUCGCUCAUGGAAUCUUCGACUCUCACACCAGACUAUCGCAUAGACUUUCAGGCGCUCUACGUCGACGCCAUGUGGGAAAUCCUCCUGCAGGCAACAUCUCUCGAUGCCAUGGAAUUUGCAGGCACCGGCCGAGCGAGGCGCGCGGCCAACCUGCCGUCGUGGGUGCCUGACUGGGACGGCGGCUCCACGAACGGGCCUUAUCACGUGUCGUCCUACAGUGCAGGAACCGAUCACGCGGCGGCGGUGGUCUUAGACAGGGAAAACCCACUCGUGGUUUCCGUGCAGGGAUGGGAGCGCGACCGCGUCGAGCUACUCGGAGACGCACUGGAGAUGGGCGGCGAGACGACCGCGGGUGCGGUGGAGGACAACCGGACCCUUCGAGGGUGGUAUAAGGCGGCCGAGUGCAUGGCUAUGGAGUGUGCGGCUCACUACCCCGAGGAGGGCAGCACGCGGUUGGAGAUGUUCGUGCGCACCGUCCUGGGCGACCGAAUCUCCGAUCUU